UGGACGCCGGUGCCCGGUUCCCUGCUUCAGAAGGAUGCUGACAGGGCGGGCCUCACCCUUUUGUGCGCUCUGCAAGAGGGGAGGGCGCUAGCCCUCUUCAGGCUUCCUAAGCCAGCCCUCUUCAAGGUGAAGGUAGUCAAGCCACAUACUCCGUUAAUUAAGUUCCCGGACAGAAAAAGUAGUCCCAGACCUAAAAUACAGGAAUCUCUACAAGCAAGUGUGCCAUCUCUCCAUGCUCUAAAAGCACAGGAGUCUGCAGGAGGCAGAUUGCCAGCAUUUCAAAAUAUGUCAGCUGCUAGUAGAGUACAAGGUACACCAGACACUUCUGAACUGGCAAGAACCUUACCUCAGAAAUAUAGAAGGAGGCUUAUGUCGGAUGAAGAGAUUGACUAUAUUCAGCGUGGAGGUCCGGAAUAAGUUUGGAUGGUAGUUUAUUGGCCACUGUUGAAGAAUGAAGUAUUGUAUUCACAAUAAAGGCAUUUCCUUCAUAUUAUAAAUCAUUGCAUACUAGUAGCUUUAAUAAAAAAAUGUAUGAAGGGGUGAGAAGGUCGACACAACACACUGUAUAUUCAUUUUGUGAUUGAGAAUUUUCUGUCGCUGGCUAACUAGCAAUUGAAUAUACUUGAUAUUCAUACCAUUAAAGUAUUUUUCUAAUUAGCCAUUUGCAAACUGGGCAACAGAACCGAGUAAUUGUAUGUUUCUACUGAAGAAGAUCGGCACGUCUCAUCAGGAAUGGUUCUAGGGCCAUGAAGGGGGGGCACCGAGGCAUUCUCGGAGGUCGUGGAGGCUGCGGUUGAUCUCAGCAGCUGCACAGCUUCGCUCGGGCAGUUGCGCGGCGGCGUUUUCCCCCAGCACCGGAUCUGGGGUUGGGAGCAAAUUACAAAGGGGUUCUUCCGGGAUCCCGUAACUCGCUCACCGUUUCCGCCGCUGGGGCCGGUGGCAGU
Molecule: messenger RNA, 944 nt
Organism: Egretta garzetta (little egret)
Lineage: Eukaryota; Metazoa; Chordata; Aves; Pelecaniformes; Ardeidae
Gene: KGD4
Product: mitochondrial ribosomal protein S36
Exons: 4
Biological process (GO): 2-oxoglutarate metabolic process
Source: RefSeq, a predicted model, not a curated record